GUUCGGUGCUCGCUUGCUUUUCCUCAGACCUUGCAGUGAGAGCCGAGCUAUCGAGCUAGAUUUGCUGUACUGUAAGCUGCCAUGUUGGUGUUAGCAGCGACCCGAAGCCUGAGGAGGCCUUUAAGAUGUAAGUUUAAAAAUAAAAUAAAAAUAUUACUAAAAACAACAUGCUAAUUAUGUUGACUAGACUGUAAGGGACAGCAAAUGGUAGAGCUUAAUGGCAGGUGCACCAGAUAUAUUGUGUGAUUUAGUGUCUGCUCUGUGUGAACCUGUCUAUAAACUGCAUUAUAAUUAAACUACUCCAUAGCUUCCAAUCAGUAUCCCCAAACUGGCUUUAUAAGAAAGGCCGAAGGCUGACAUAGGACUUGUCCUGGCUAAUUUGGGCACCAAUGUGUUCUCCACUAGUAUCUGUAUAUAUUGCUGCGUGUCCCAGAAAGGUCAUCUGUAUAUUAAUCCCUCCUAACCAGAAUGGCAGUAUGGCACUUCUUUAAUAAACAAUACUGUGUAUAUAUAUUUUUACGCUCAAAAUAUUUAGAACUCCAGGUGACCUUGGAGAUUUUGUCAUUAGUAUUCCCUUCUUUCCAGUUCUACAUCUAGUUUUAGGUUAAAUUAACUGAAUUGGAAAAAAUUAUUUCUAUUUUCAUAUUCUAAAACAGUAAUUUUUCUUGUCAAUUCCAUAUGGUUUAGUGUAUAAACAACUGACUUUAUUCUGUGGAGUAUCAUUUUCACAUAUUUGUAUGGGUAGUUUAUAUUUAUGUAUCUGAUCCCUUCCACCUUAUAAAGAGCUGACAGUGUUAUGUUAGCAUGGCUUGCAUUGGGGAAAAAGAACAAGUCAGAGUUCAGAGGCUUCAUAAGUGCAGUCCCCAGUUCUGUAAUAAAUGAACAAGAGCAAUGUUGAUUGUUUGUGAUUAGCAAAACUCGCAAACUUCUAGAUAUUUUAACUUUUUUUUUUACCUCUGUCUGGACAGCAGUGCAAAUAUGGCACAAAUAUAAAUUUUUUGCUUUUUUAUGACUAGUCAAACUGCCAAAUUUUGACACAGAACAAUCCUGAUCAAAACAUAAUACAUAUACCUAUUGGCAUGUUUGCCUACUUUAUUCACUAAAAAAAGACAAAUAUUACUAAACUGAAAGCUCAAAAUUUAGACUAAUAUAUCAAAGCAGUGCCUAUAGUUGCACAUUUAUUUAUUUUUACGAACCGCUACUUUUUCCCAACUUUUGCAGUUCCAUUGUUAAGUGGAUUAACCUCCAAGAGUUGAAAUAAUCUCACCAGUCUUGUAAACUCUGUUAGUUGAUCAAGCUAGGCACUCAUUACUGAAGUAGGCUUGUUCUUUAGUCCUGGAAUUUUCAGACAAUAGCAGCAACAUGAAGGGUAAGAAAAGCAUAAUAACCUCUUUAUAGCUAUAAUAGUUAGUAUAUACUGCUUUAGUGGGCUGCUUCACAAUCCCAGAACAAGUUAACAUUUGAACUGAUGUUUUUUUUUUUUGUUUGUUUGUUUGUUUUUUUUUAAGCAUUUGUUCGUUCUAUGUAUACUGAAAGGGGACUAGGUCCAUCAAGACCCAAUUGGUUGCGUGUCAGCCUAACACUGGGAAGCACUGUUGCUGUCUGGGCUCUGGUAAGUACUGUGGCUGCAGUGCAUCACUACAUACUGACAACUCUAGUGCAGGAAACUCAUGUUAGCUGGUUUCAUUUGUGGUUAAGGUACAUUCCAGAUUUACACAUGCAUACAUUUGUGUAUAAUUCUCAAGUGCUCUAUUGCCCAUUUAGACCCAUUUACCUGUACUCAAAUAGCAAGUGGCUCUUUGCCACAUUUCUGCCCAAUCUGCUAGAACAGUGGUUCUUAACCCCUUUUCAUUUGUUUAAACCUUGGCAGCCUAUUUCCAUAAAUUGUACCCCUCAUAUUAGCAUGUUUGCAAUUAAUAUAGUUGCUGUUAUUUCAUGUAAGAAUCAGAGAUUGAAGAAUUUAUGUCCCCUCUCUCCCUUUCCUCUGCCCCAGGUUCCCAUUGCCCCCCCUCUACCCCAGGCAGAUAUUAUGUACACAGUGCAGAUACACAUACUGACAAACACAGACACACAGAUGCAAACACUGACACACAUAAAGAUGCACAUAUACACUGACACACAGAUACAAAAACUACCACACAUGCAGAUACAGAUGCAAACUGUUACAUACACACACUGACACACACAGAUGCAGACAUACAGAUACACACACUGACACAUAUGCAGAUGCAUAGACAUACAGAUACAAACACUGACACAUAUGCAGAUGCAGAGAUUCACAGUUACAAACACUGACACACAUGCAGAUACACAGACACGCGUACAGUUGCACAGACAUCCUGAUGCAGAUACUGACUCAUUCAGAUACAGAGAUGUACAGACAGAAAGAUACACAGAUGCAAACAUUGACACACACUGAUACACAAGCAGAUACACUGAGACAUACAGAUACACGCACUGACACACAUACAGAUGUACUGACACACAGAUACAAGCACUGAUCCACAGUUGCAGAGACCCACUGAUACACCCACUGACACAGAUACAUUGACAUACAGGUACACACAUACAAAUACGUAGAUACAAACAAUGACAUACACAUAUAAAUACACACAACUCACACAAAUACACAGGCAGAUAUACACGCAAUGACACACCCACACAAAUACACAUACAUAAAGAUAUACACACUGAUACAUAUACAGAUACACGGAUACAAACAAUGACACAAACACAGAUACAUACAGAUGCGAACACACACACACACCAAUUUCUCUUGAAAAAAGUACUUUUUACAAAGUGACAAAAAGACAACUCUGUUAACUUCUAAAACAUUUCGUCUAACAGAUGUGCUGUAAACGCGUGGAAUGUUCUUUUUAUGUGCUGCCCAGUGACACCCUUCCAGAGCUGCUGUUGAACUUGCAAAGUCACAGGGAUACACACAGGCAUUAUGUAGUCAUUAGGCAGUAUUUUCUUGUAUAACAUUCUCCCUAAAACCAGAAGACUUUCUAUCUUGUAUAACACGCAUUUAUAGGAUAAGUUACACUCUCAUGUAAACUUGUCGUAUCUCUUUUACAGCUCAUCAAAGAGCACAAUGAUGAUGUUUCUGAAUACAAAAGAAGAAAUGGGUUGGAGUGAAGAACGAACAUCACACUCAACAACCUUACAGUAAGUGAAACAUAUCAAACAACACCUGGAGAUUAGAACUGCAUCCAGUCUGUCAUUUGUGCAAUAAUAAGUAUGUGAUGCCUGAACCUGGUACACAGAACUACAUUUUAUUUACAGUUUAUAUACAGUUUAUAGGCACCCCUUUCUAUUUAUGUCAGCAGCUCCUCUACAUAAGUGCACAGAAAUUCUGCCAUAUGUGAUGCUCUGUGUAGUACUAUCAUUCACUCUUCUUCUUAACAUUGUACUGGAACCUGAGGAAAUAGCACUGUUUACUGCUUCCUGUAUCAUGCAGAUCAGCACCAGAAAUUGAAUGACAUAAAUGUACCAGCUUGGUCAUAAAGUGCCUGCAUUCUGGAGCCCUAGAAUGAUUCCAGCAAUGAGCCCCCAGUUCUGACAUUACUGAAAGGUUGUUUGUGUAAGCAGUGUUUACAUAUAGAAUACAAUUUAUGAAAUGUACAUAUUUUAUUUUUAUUUUUUUUCCUGUUGUAACAAAUUUACUUUAAAGAGGUAGUCACCAGCAUGACCAACACAAACCAUUGUAGUGAAUAUCGUGAUAGUAGGCUUUCAGCACUUACCCUCCUGUGCUUCUGUAUUUAAAUUGUUCAUAAGUUGUUAGACACAAACCAUUUCCUCCAGGCACCCAUCAUUGAGUAUCUGCCAAUCAAUGGUGUCCAAAUAUAGUAGAAAUUAACAUUACGAAUGCAGAACUAUAACUUCCACAUUGCUAAUAUGGUAAACAAGGGCCUAUACCACGGAUACUUGUGGUACCCUCCAUUUGUGCCAAAUCUCCUUAAAACUUACCCUACUAGUUUCAUAACCACUACGGACACCCCUCUGUUAUGAAACCAACACGUCUGUUCUGUUCCUAUAUUCCUCAAUCAAAGUACAUGAUGCACUCCUCAGAGGAUUAAUCACAGCAAUCACUGCCCCUUUAAGAGAUAAUCUAUUGGUAUGCAGUCAGUAUAUGAUGUAUCAUAAUGAUAAAUGUAUAUAUUUAUUCAAUGUUAAAGCAUCACCGUAAGCACUAUAACUACAACAGCCUGCUAUAGUUAUGGUGCCAGGGGUGCCCUGGAGCUGACCAACAAUCAGAUAUCAAACUGUACUGUAGUACAGUUUUCCAACUUACCUGGGUCCCACCAGAUGCCCCCAGGGGCCUCCUCUGCAUUCAGUCUUCCAGUCCUCUGCAUCCAGCAGAAUAAAGCAUGAUUGAUGCAGCACUGCAUUCAUUAGAUGAGAGCACAUAGCUGAUGCUUUAGGCUAUAGAAAAUUCUGUGAUCUACUGCUGAUGAAAACUGAAUGCAGGGGAUACAGCUGUCGGCAACCAUCAGGAUCCUGGUAAGCUAUCAAAUCAUACUAAAACCGUUUUACAUCUUCCUAUGGGAUGGUGUUGGGGCUCUCCUUGUGCCAUACUACAGCUGACUGUUCUGGUUAUUAAACGUGAAAUCUUUCUUUAAAUACAAUUAUGUAACACCCACCUCUCGUCCAGCCUACAUGAUUGUCUCUGCUUGGGAAGAUGUCCCCAAGCAGGACACACCUUUAUGACACCAACAUGUAUGUUCUGUUCCUAUUUUCCUCAAUUGCACUCCUCAGAGGAAUAAUCACAGCAACUGCAGCUCGUGCAGAAUGGUUCUCCUGCUUUUACCUGAAGGAAUGUUCUUGUGCUGUCCCUUGUCAUUGUCAUGUAGUAAUCUGCCUUGAGGCUUAUGCCAAGAUCUGAUUGACGGGUAAGGGAAAGGGCCAUAUAUUUUAUCUAUUUAUUGCAAAAUCUUUACAUUUUCUAGCAAAUAUGUUGGCACAAUGUACAAAUGAAAUGUUAACCUCUUUAAUGUAAAUCAAUGUAGACCAUGGCAGAUAGACCACAUGAAAAUGCACGUAAUGUACUUUCAGCUUGAUCAUAGCAAUUUAAAGUGUGUACCAUGAUGGGUACAUUUUGUAAAUAAGGGUGCACACUACAUAUAAAGCUUACAUUAAAUUCACCUUUAUUUACUUACCCAAGUCAAAUUACCCAAAAAAAACAUAACAAAAAUGAUAGUGACAUAAACUUACAUUAGUCUCAACAAGUACUGCAUCCUAAUUUUAUUUAUUUAUAAAAUAUUUUACCAGGAAAGAUAAAUUGAGAUUUCUCUCGUUUUCAUGUCCUGGGUCCACAAAACUUUGCAUUGAUACAAUAGGGUACAAUAAAAUACAAAAACAAUAUUAUUAAUACACAAUAUAUACAAAAUUUAACAUAGAACAGGUAGGAAAUAUUUAAUCAACCAUGACACGUGCAUUCUGUUUUGAGGUAUGUAGAGAGGGAUCUCUUAAAGAACUUUAGGCAUGGGGAAGAUUUGAAAGUGUGCAGGAGGUCGUUCCAUAAUUGCGGCGCUCUGUAGGAGGAGGAGGAGGAGGAGGAUCGUGCUGCUUUCUUUUUGUAUUGAGGUAGACUAAAUAAAUGCUGGUACUGGAUCAGAGGUUAUAGGGGGUGGGAACAGCUGGGGAGAGCAUUCUGCUCAGGUAGGGCGGA
Pelobates cultripes (western spadefoot toad) is the source of this 5671-nucleotide messenger RNA. Lineage: Eukaryota; Metazoa; Chordata; Amphibia; Anura; Pelobatidae. The record is from the annotation of a GenBank genome assembly.